GGGGAUGAAGUGGUUUUCCUGCUGCAGGCGGUCUGACGGGGCUCAACCUGGCAGGAAGAAGAAGAAGAAGGACACGACAUGGAGGAUCUUCUCGCUCAAGGAGCUACAGUCCGCGACCAACAAUUUCAAUUACGACAACAAGCUUGGCGAGGGCGGAUUCGGCAGCGUCUACUGGGGCCAGCUCUGGGACGGAUCGCAGAUUGCCGUGAAAAGGCUCAAGAGCUGGAGCAACAAAGCUGAAAAGGAGUUUGCUGUUGAGGUGGAGGUUUUGGCACGAGUUAGGCACAAGAGCCUGUUGAGCUUACGUGGCUACUGCGCUGAAGGCCAGGAGCGUCUGAUAGUCUAUGACUAUAUGCAGAACCUGAGCUUGCACUCUCACCUACAUGGACAGCACGCGGCUGAAUGCCAUCUUAGUUGGGAGCGAAGAAUGAAUAUCGCUAUUGAUUCAGCAGAGGGCAUUGCUUACCUUCAUCACCAUGCGAUCCCACAUAUCAUCCAUAGAGACGUCAAGGCGAGCAAUGUUCUCUUGGACGCGAAUUUCCAAGCACGGGUCGCUGAUUUCGGUUUUGCGAAACUCAUACCAGAUGGCGCAACCCAUGUGACCACAAAGGUGAAAGGCACGCUGGGUUACCUUGCACCGGAGUAUGCCAUGCUUGGUAAGGCCAAGGAAAGCUGUGACGUCUACAGCUUCGGAGUACUGCUAUUAGAGCUUGCCAGUGGAAAGAGGCCAGUCGAGAAGAUAAACCCCACUACGAAACUGACCAUCACCGAGUGGGCACUUCCAUUCGCCCGUGAUAAGAAGUUCAAGGAAAUGGCUGAUCCGAAGCUGAGCGAUAGCUUUGAUGAGGCUGAGGUGAAGCGAAUGGUAGUUAUCGGGCUUGCUUGUACUCAAAAGACACCAGAACGAAGACCAAUAAUGUCUGAAGUUGUUGAGCUUCUCAGGGGAGAAUCUGCGGAGAAGUUCUCUGAAUUGGAGAAUGGUGACCUGUUCAAGCUGGAACAGACCAACUCUGGCCAGAGACAGCCAGGUUCUGGUAUCUCAGAUGCCAUUUCGGAAGAGAAGGAUUCGAAGGAGGAUGCGAUAGAGGAGGCUGUUGAGUCAAGUGAGACUGUACCAACAGCUAGGUAGUUUGAUGGACGAAGGUGGAGUCCGUCUGUGUGUGUGCGCGUGUAUGAUAAUUCCUUGUUACCCUUUCCAGAUCCAGAGAUGUAUGUGUGUAUCCGUGUAUGGUCGAUUUGCUUUGGUAUGGUACUACUAUGUUGUGCUAUGGACAGGUCCAAAAGUAAUAGAUUUAUCAUGUAUUCCUGUUGA
Molecule: messenger RNA, 1312 nt
Organism: Lolium rigidum
Lineage: Eukaryota; Viridiplantae; Streptophyta; Magnoliopsida; Poales; Poaceae
Product: PTI1-like tyrosine-protein kinase At3g15890
Biological process (GO): protein phosphorylation
Cellular component (GO): plasma membrane
Molecular function (GO): protein kinase activity; ATP binding
Source: RefSeq, a predicted model, not a curated record